Clonostachys solani is the source of this 228-nucleotide messenger RNA. The record is from the annotation of a GenBank genome assembly. NCBI's taxonomy places the organism in Eukaryota, Fungi, Ascomycota, Sordariomycetes, Hypocreales, Bionectriaceae.
AUGGCCGAGGCCACCGGUAAGGAGGAGAAUAUAGCCUCCAUCGUCAACUUGAUCAUGCCUCCUACAACUCUUUCCACCACUAACGUUGAUGAGUUCAUGAGGUUCAGCGCGAGGAUCCCGGACCAUAUAAUCCAGAAAAGUCGGCUGGUGGCCGUGGACGAUGUGUUGGCGACCACGCUGGAGCUCAAGACGGAUGACCCUGAAGAGCAACGGCAAUCCUCUCCCUAA